AUGUCUUGCACUGGAUGUACUGGUCAGUUGGACGAUACUAAUUCAUUAAAAUGUAAUGCAUGCGAUUCCCGUUAUUGUCUUGAGUGUUGGAAUUUUGGAUCACAUAAUAAAACAAGUGAUCUCGACCCGAAUCUACUGUCAACAUUAAAAUGUCCUUCCUGUACGAAUAUCUCACGAAGGAGACGGGGCAAGAAUAUACCUGCUAUUCUCUCGCCAUCAUAUGUCACCAGGACGGCUACUAGCACACAGGUUACAAUCGAGAGUAUCAGUGCGCUACUCGACCAAAAGUUGGCCCCGACAUCGAGCAUCAUGAUUUAUUCUCGGAAUGUAUUAAUUCAAGAAGUCAAAGGAUUAAUUACCACGGAUAUUGACAAAUUGGUGAAUGGGUUAAGGGAAGAGUUCACAAAAACAACUGAUCAUAUCAUGGAAGAAGUAAAGGAGUUGAAUAAAAUAAUUAAGGAAAAAGAGAACAUCAUAAAAACAUUAAAAACUGAACAAAUACUAUUUGAAAAUAAACUGCAAAUAAUUAGUAGUCGUUUUGUUACCAUUGAGAAGCUGUCACGUGAUCGCAAUAUUGAAAUACAGGGAGUCCCGGAGGACCGUAGCGAAAACGUAAUAUCUUUAUUCAGGACACUGUGCAAUACUUUUAAAUACCCUAUCUCGGACAGGGAUAUCCAGGCAUGCCGUCGAGUGGCGAAGAUGGAUGGCAAGUCGAAACGACCGCGUAAUGUUGUGGUUACGUUGAGUUCCCCUCGGAUGCGCGAUGAGAUUAUUUCGGCGACAUAUCGCUUCAAUAAGGAACAUGGAGAUAUAAAUCUCAAUAGUCAACACUUAGGUAUAUCAGGUGAAACUAAUCAAAUCUACGUCUGUGAACACUUAGCGCCGGACACUAAGCAACUGUUUGCAACAGUCAGGCGUUUUGCUAAGAAUAAUAGUUAUGCUUACUCCUGGGUUAAAUUUGGUCAAAUUUACUUAUGUAAAAGUGAUAAAACAAAUGCUAUUUUGGUGAAAAACGAAGUGUUAAAGACCUUGAAAUGAAUUUUAAUUUAUUGUGUUAUCUUACGCUUAUUGAUAAGUCAUGAAAAUAUGGUAAUUAAUAAUCAAUACUUGCCUAGUGUUUAUUAUACCUACUUUGUCUUUCAAGUUUAUUAUUGUAUACCUUUAACGAUUGAGUGUAUUUGCCGCUAUGUUUCUUGCAUGUUUAUUGGAUUUUAUACAAUAUAUAAUAUAAGUAUUCAUUGUAGCACAUUUUAUCUUACCUUGGUGAUAUUAUAUAGUCUCAACGUCACAUUCGCUGCAUUCUGCUUAAAACGAUUUUGUAUAGAUUUAAUAUACAGUGAUUACUGCCAAUGAUUUAUCAAUAUAUUACCAAAAUGUGCGUGGUUUAAGGACUAAGUGUCGUGAAAUAUAUAAUGGCAUAUUGAGUCAGAAUUGCGACAUAUUACUAUUUACUGAAACUUGGUUGCAAAGUGACAUAAUAGACAGCGAGCUAUGUGAUGAACGCUACGAUGUUUUUCGUUGUGACAGAAAUUUAAAUCUAUGCAAUAAAUCUAUUGGCGGAGGGGUUAUAAUCUGCGCGCGCAAGCAGCUUGAAUCGAGUGAACUGAGCAACUGG
Messenger RNA from Diatraea saccharalis (sugarcane borer), 1615 nucleotides. Lineage: Eukaryota; Metazoa; Arthropoda; Insecta; Lepidoptera; Crambidae. The record is from the annotation of a GenBank genome assembly.